CACCCUCUCCAUCAUCUUUGUACAUGUAAACACAACAUAUCAUACACUUGGUACAGUUGUGUGUGUUUUCUUCAAUUUCUUUCACUUCUUAUUUGUCAAAAAAAAUCAAUUCUACCUCACAAAUCAAUAAAAACUUCCUUCUUCCCCAAUUCCUCCAUUUUUGUUCUUCUUACAUUCACACAGAUACAGUCCAAAAUUUGUUCAAUUCGUUUAUACAUAAACAUAUAUACGUAUAGUAAAGACCCAGUUCGCACGUUAAGAUCUGCAUCUAAAACGGGUCACUUUUAUUUCUCCUUACUUCUCAACUGGUGGGAAGAGCAAAUAAAAGAUUUGGAAAUUUGAUGUAGAAGUGUGAAUGCUUCUAUUUGCUGCUUGGAGGGUAAAACUUGUUUCUGGCAGCAAAAAAUAAAGGCAAAUGGCUCCUUCAAGCAAGGCUGAUAAAAAGGCUGCAGGUGAUGUGGCUGCAUGGAUGUUCAAUGUGGUCACUUCAGUUGGAAUCAUUAUUGUUAACAAAGCCUUAAUGGCUAACUACGGGUUUUUCUUUGCAACAACAUUAACGGGGAUGCAUUUUGUUACAACAACUUUGAUGACGAUUGUUCUUAGGUGGCUCGGGUACAUCCAAGCUUCUCAUUUACCCCUUCUAGAUCUUCUAAAAUUUGUACUGUGUGCAAACUUCUCUAUUGUUGGGAUGAACAUCAGUUUGAUGUGGAACUCGGUGGGAUUCUACCAGAUUGCAAAGUUGAGUAUGAUCCCUGUCUCCUGCUUACUAGAAGUUUCCUUUGACAAGAUCCGCUAUUCAAGGGACACAAAGCUGAGCAUUGUUGUGGUACUCCUAGGUGUUGCUGUUUGCACAGUUACGGAUGUGAGUGUUAAUACCAAAGGCUUCAUUGCUGCCUUUGUAGCUGUAUGGAGCACUGCUCUACAACAGUAUUAUGUUCAUUACCUUCAAAGGAAAUACUCCCUUAGUUCUUUCAAUUUGCUGGGACAUACUGCACCAGUUCAAGCUGGAAGUCUGCUGCUAUUAGGCCCGCUUGUGGAUUAUUGGUUGACCAACAAGAGGAUUGAUCACUUUGACUUCACUUUUCCAUCUUUGGUAUUCAUCAUUCUUUCAUGCACUAUAGCUAUAGGCACCAAUCUCAGCCAGUUCAUAUGCAUUGGAAGAUUCACUGCUGUUUCAUUCCAAGUUAUCGGUCAUAUGAAAACAAUCCUCGUUUUGAUACUGGGAUUCUUGUUUUUCGGGAAAGAAGGUCUCAACAUGCAAGUGGUAGUUGGCAUGCUCAUAGCAGUUUGCGGAAUGAUCUGGUAUGGGAAUGCCUCAUCUAAACCAGGUGGGAAAGAGCGUCGUAGCCAUUCAAUCAAGCAUGGAUCGGAUUCGUCACAAGCCGAUGAUAAGGUGUAAGAUUUUCUAGCAUUGAAGCUGAAACAGAAAAGAUAGCAAAAAACUGAACCUUUUAUAGUCAGCUGACUCUACAUACACACCUCCUUCAAUCGAAUUAGAUUUUUCUUAAUCCUAUAAUUCAUCUUUUUGGUAAUAUAACAUUAGUAAGAAGAGAUUGUGACUUGGGUAUAGAGCUUGGUUUCUCUCAUUCUCAUUUUUUAUUUGAUCAAUAAUUUAUAGAGAGUGAUGAAUUUUUUUGCGUG
Solanum verrucosum is the source of this 1641-nucleotide messenger RNA. RefSeq names its product UDP-rhamnose/UDP-galactose transporter 6-like. The record is from RefSeq and is a predicted model, not a curated record. The transcript has 6 exons. Gene Ontology annotation, molecular function: antiporter activity; UDP-galactose transmembrane transporter activity. Bases 416 to 1399 code for a protein of 327 amino acids. NCBI's taxonomy places the organism in Eukaryota, Viridiplantae, Streptophyta, Magnoliopsida, Solanales, Solanaceae. Gene Ontology annotation, cellular component: Golgi apparatus.